Vespa velutina is the source of this 790-nucleotide messenger RNA. RefSeq lists its product as uncharacterized. The transcript has 2 exons. The coding region runs from base 1 to 705 and encodes 234 amino acids. The record is from RefSeq and is a predicted model, not a curated record. Lineage: Eukaryota; Metazoa; Arthropoda; Insecta; Hymenoptera; Vespidae.
AUGGAUAAAUUAGAAUCCAUGCGCCAACAAUAUGAAAUUCUUUUAAAAGUAAAAGAUUUAGAAAUAAAUACACAGGUAGAUUUAAUUCGUCAGAAAGAAUUGGAAUUAUCUAAAAAGGAUGAAGAAGGAAAUAAGAAAACUGAAUUAUUGACAAAUAAAAUUAAAGAGAUGGAAAUUAAGCUUGAAAUAGAGACAAAAGAUGUAAUUAUUUAUAGAUUACAGAUUGUUGAAAUAUUACUUUUUAUAUUAAAUGAUUUAAAUAUAUACUUUCAGGAUGGUAAAUUACGUGCUAUGUUAACAGAUCAAAAUGCAAUAAUGAGACAAGAAUUUGAUAAGAUGAGAAGUGAAAUGGAACUUGUAUCUCAAAAUCAAAAUGAGAAUUUAGUUUCUAAAAUGAUAACAUUGAAGAAGACUAUAUUAAAGCUUCAAAAAUCGAAAGACAAACUUGCAUAUGAUUAUGAAAAAAAAAUUAACCAUAUCGUUAAGAACAAAGAUUUGGAAAUUAAGUCAUUGCAUAUACAAUUUCAAGGACAGAAGACUGACUUAUGCACAUCCUUGUGUUCAGAAAAACAAUACGAAUUAAAUUCUCUUGUUGAUUCAUUAGAAGAAAAAUAUAAACUGCUUCUUAUAGCAGCUGAUGCAACAGCUGAAAAUCAGCGUCAGAAUUACCUUAAGGUAAUUGAUUUGUGUAAUUAUAUGCUUUAAUCAUUGAAUGCUUAUACAAAUAUUUCUUUUUUACUUACCCAACAUUUUUUAAUAUAUAUAUAUUUUUUUUUAUUAAAAAUAUCUU